AUGGCCCCAUACAUCCCCUUCGUUCCGACCGAAGCAUUCGCUAUUGCCACGGAAGAAGAGUGGCGCAAUGCAAUCUUCCAGAACGUGAACGUCUCUGAUGAACAAGCAGCUUUGCUGCAAACAGUUACUGCGAAUGCUGCAGAAUCGACCACUGGACGAGUCAGAGACUGGAUUGGUCGCCUGACCUUAGAAAUAAGCAGGCACUACGACGGAUACCUUCAAAGCCUCCUUCGAGAGGUCGAAUCCCUGCAUAUCACGGUCCAGAAUCAGCAGGCACUAGUUGAUUCCUACAAUGGUCAUUCCUGUCAACCUAAGAUUGGGGAGCCUCCGGCCUUCAAGGGCAGUGAGGAUAAGACCAAGCUUGAGGAAUGGCUGGACCUGAUCAUACUGUGGUGCGAGCAUGAGGGAGUGGCCACUGACAAACAGCGAAUUGUCACGGCCCUCUCGAAGCUGCAAGGACCAGCUCAUCAGUACAUAAAGAGCUACUAUGUGAAAAUGCGGGAAGGAAAGGAUCUGGGCACCUGGAAGGCAUUUGUGGCGGAACUAGCCCAGAUAUACGGGCAACGCGACGACAAGGAGGGUGCAAAGAAGGAGAUCACAGCACUGUUCAUCAAUAAGGAUCUGGCCUCGAAGGACUUUGUGAAGUACACUGAGAGGUUCCGCACCCUCGGAUGUCUCACGGAGUAUGACGAUAGUCUCCUCAUCGACAAACUCCGGGAGGUUAUACCUCGUGACAUGCGGUUGGUGUUGGCCGAAAAGGAUGAGUCCACCUUGCCAAAGGAUUGGACGUUGUUCCUCGACAUCUUGCUCAACAUCAACAAGAUUGUCAACCCAGAGAAGGCACGAGGCUCGGUAUUCAAGAACAGUGGCUCGGAUAAUGGCGGCGCCGUUCCCAUGGACAUCGAUUCGGCUGAAAAGUCGAAAUCGAAGGGUAAAGGCAAAGGCAAGGCAAAGGACGCUGAGGCCGCCUCGACAGAGGCAAAGAAGUAUUGCGUCAUCUGCAAGUCGAAAACUCAUAACACAGAUGAUUGCUACAAGUUGGCUAAAAAUGCGGACAAGCGGCCGAAGACCCAAGGGGAUGGCGCUAAGAAGGCACAAGGAGGAAGUGGUAACCCCGCAGUCAAGAAGGCUAAGAAAACGCGGGUUAUUCAAGUCGAGCUUACGGAUAGCGAGGAUGACACGCCCCCAUCCACGAAAGCCGUGAGCGCCAACACUGCGAGAAUCGAGGAGAUUGCGAACGUCGAGGAAUCGACUCUGGCUGGGAAGGAUGAACCCCAGCUGUCUGCAAAGAUAGAACCCACCGCAGCUACCUCGGAUUUUUGGAAGAAGUACAUGUGA
Postia placenta MAD-698-R-SB12 is the source of this 1338-nucleotide messenger RNA. RefSeq lists its product as hypothetical. The transcript is spliced from 2 exons. The record is from RefSeq and is a predicted model, not a curated record. NCBI's taxonomy places the organism in Eukaryota, Fungi, Basidiomycota, Agaricomycetes, Polyporales, Adustoporiaceae. Bases 1 to 1338 code for a protein of 445 amino acids.